Molecule: messenger RNA, 470 nt
Organism: Striga hermonthica
Lineage: Eukaryota; Viridiplantae; Streptophyta; Magnoliopsida; Lamiales; Orobanchaceae
Source: the annotation of a GenBank genome assembly
UUCCUGAACUUGGAAAGCUUGAACAUCUUCAAUAUCUGGAGCUUUACAAAAAUAACAUACAAGGUUCUAUUCCUGCCAAGUUCGGUAACUUGAAGAAUUUAAUAAGUUUGGACCUAUAUAACAACAAUCUCACAGGAACAAUACCUCCUUCAUUGGGGAAGUUGAAAUCUCUCGUUUUCCUACGUCUAAAUGAUAAUAAUCUCCACGGACCAAUUCCAAGGCCUUUAGCUGGUCAUAUCCGGAAUUUCAAGGCGUCAAACGUGCUACUGGAUAACGAGUUCAGCACGAUAAUCGACCCGAGACAAGAUAAAGAGUACUCUUUUAGUGCGACUCGCAAAAUGGCUAAAUUGGUUGAUGGUUGUUUGGUGAAAAGCACAAGGGACCGGCUGGAGAUGAGCAAUGGGGUUGAGACUUUGAAAGAUUGGUGGGAUUGCGGAGUCGGCCAAGAGAAGAAUGGCACAGUUGGCUAA